Molecule: messenger RNA, 2906 nt
Organism: Pocillopora damicornis (cauliflower coral)
Lineage: Eukaryota; Metazoa; Cnidaria; Anthozoa; Scleractinia; Pocilloporidae
Source: RefSeq, a predicted model, not a curated record
CCUAGCCGUGUUGAUACCGACCACCCAUGAGUAAGUUUACGAGUUUCUCGAAGUGAUUUUCGUUUUCAUGGAACUGUGAUUCUUAAGGCUAAGAGGGGAGAAAGGGCGACCAUCAUUUAGUACAGAGAUUCCAAGAGUAUUUCCCCUCCUGAAAGUUCAUACAUGUAACCACUGCUCAGGGGGUAGUUCCACCUACAGCAGGAGAGGUGAUGAACCUCUAUGUCAUCUUGCUCCCCCUUGUCAUACAGGGACUGGCACUAGGCUGUUGUGAAGAAUAUGAUGCUGACGACGUCAGUGGAGAGGGAUCCUGGGAUCAGGACGAUUGGAAUAGAAGUGGUGAUACCAGCACAGGUGAGGAUGAUAAUUUCACUGGGUUUAAAUCUGGUUCGAGCUCAACCGACAAAGCCGAAGAUGAUGAACAGCCCAAAUUUUAUCCAAGAAUCUCGCAAACUCACUCCAAUAGGAUCUUUGUUACCUCUGGUGUUGGUGAAGACAAAGGGGGCUCCAAACACGAUGGCAGGUCACAUUACAGCUCGGAGAAUAGUGGAAACCAGGAGAACAACGAGGAUUUUGGUUCUUCAAUGGAUCUUUCUAAAGUUGGCGAUGCAAUCGAUGUAAUGAAAAGGCUUAAAAAGGCUAAAUCAGAUCAGGAGUUUGCCAAAAAGCUCAGAUCAGGCCCUGAAAGCUUAGGCGUUGCUUUCAAAACGUUUGAACAACUUAGUGGUCUUUGGAUAUCAGUUAUGCAUAGAAUAUGGAGAGUUUGGAAGGCAAAAGGAGCCAAAGUGGUAAUGCAUUCGAUCGUGAAUGAUAUGGUACACAACACAGGAAGAGCAAUCACACAGAAGUUGGGAAAAAUGCUGAACAACACAAUUGAUGUGAACAUGAACAGCAGUGGGUCAGCAGCUUUUGAUAAAGACGACGGUUCAACGGAACCCGAAAAGAAGCACAGAAUAGACACAGUUCACCAUCAAACAGAUCUACCAGUUCAAAGAGUUAGUAUUGAUUUUAUCAAGAACGUUUCAAGCAUAGGGAGGAAGUCGUCUCAUACGAAACCCAUUAAAGAACCAGAAGAGAAAGUAAAGGUGUCGUUUUUAAAGAGGAACAUGAAUGAAUCCAAACCGAAGCUAAAAUCUGAGACUCACAAUUUAAUGAAGAAUACCAUGUCUGUCAUCCAGAAAACGUCAGAGGAGAAAGAAAAUAAGAACUUCACUUCCAUUCGUGACAAAUCAGAAACUCGUUCUACUUUGGUGCCUAAAAUUACACUUCCCGUCUCAUUAACAAAUGGUGAAGAAAAAAGAUCGAAUACUAAUAACACCUUGGUGAUGAUUAACAAAGAGAAUCACAAAAACGUUGACGCGGAUACAGAGAGAAGUAAAUCUGACCCUCGUAAGGGAGAGAUACAGAAAGAAAAGCAACACAUUAAAAUUAUUGAUGUAAAAGAAAGAGAAAAUAACUCUUCAAAAAAGUCUAGUGGUGACUCAUUGAGAAGAGAUGAUGAAAGUCGCCCUGAAAUAAAGUUACGCGGUGAAGACAACAGCGCACGGGGCGGAGGGGGGAAAAGGCCUGUGGAACUCGUAAAACCAGCGGUAAAGCAACUAAGUGCAAUCAAUAAAGCGACAAACGAUGACCAAAGAGAUCAAAACAACACAAAAAGUUUCUUUCCUAAGAGGAAAGUUAGUCAAAAUAAGGUAAACACAUCGCGAAGCGAGAUGGAGAAAGUGAAAAAGUCCGGAAAAUCCACAGCAUUGGAAACAAUGAGGAUAAAUUUCUUGAAACGAAAUAGGACUUCACUUUCAGAUCCUAAAACCACUCUCUCUUAUGUCAUUGGUUCGGAAACACGAGGCAAUAAUGUAUUACCAGCACUGCUCAACACAUCCAACACUCCUCUGCAUAACAAGUCUAUUUCUAGAAAUGAUUCAUCAACUUUACACAAGUCAAUUUCAGCUGUGGAAAGUAAUUAUAGAGAGACAUACCCGACCGGAAAAAGGAUUCUUAAUGUUGAGAAGAAUCAAACAAAUAAAGAACCUUAUGCUCAAAGGGAUAAAAACAGCUCAAGAAAAGGACUUACUGGGAACAACACAACAACCACCUCCGAUGUGUUGCACAAAAGAACAAAAAAACCUCCGUCAGCGAAAUCCGAGAAUAUAGUAAUAAAGCUAAAUGGAAAAAAGGGGGCAUCAAAAGUGAACAAGGCAAAUGAUACUGUUCAUGAAAAUUUUAAGGCUAUGGAUACUCAUGAGGUAAAGGAAGGCAUUGACAUUAAUUAUAUGCAACGGAACGUCACUGCAAAAAUGAAAACAGAUGCAAUAAAAGAAACCAGUCCUGCUCAGUUCAGUGAUAAUUCAGUUCUCACGCAUCAAAAAAGGUUGACCUCGUCGAGAAAAAACGUCAAAGAAUCCAAAAUUACGAGUGAGGCAGCGCUAAAUACCUUACAGGCAAACAAAACAGUUACCAAGGAAAAUACCUUGACCAAAAGGAAAAAUGUUUCAAACUCUGAAAGAGGUUUCAGUAAUUCACAAAAUGGUGGAAUUACAUAUAACAAAGAAGCUACCCGUGGAGAUGUACAAAAAGCCCGUUAUAAAAAUCCAAUGCGGAUUGUCGUUCAAAUUGAGAACAGGACACAAACAAAAAAAAAUGAAAAAGGAAAGUUGGUGGAUGACAUCAGCUUUCCGCUUAAGAAGGAACCUCAGAAAGGUGCAGCCAUUUCAGUAGCAAGAGGUGAGUCACAACAGAAGAUCAUUGUGACCUCUCAAAAGCUAGGAAGUUCGAAAGGAGCCAUCCGAAAAGUUACGGAGGAAAAGGCCAAACAGGACCCAUUGGAUAGUAAAAAUGAGACACGAAAAGGUAUGCUAGUCACAGUUAUGUUCCACAACCAGGCCAACAUUAUCAUCCAUUGCCAAAAGUAA